GUGGUGCCAACCGAAAUCGACAGUCAGUCCUACGGAAAUCAUUUCGUUUCAUCAUAAACUAGAGAUUACCUUAAUCGGGGGGCGUCAAAUUAUAAUUGGUGAUGGUUGUUGGGUUGGUAGCGUUGGAAAGUGUCGUCAACUCGGGCGAAAUUCAUCAUUAGCUGUUUUUCAAAGCUGUUUUAUUUUAAUCGUUCGCAGCGUGAAUUUCGUAAUGCGGUAAGUGCGGUGUUAAAAAUAAUCGGCUGGGUCUAAAUUUAAAACGGGUGCUGUCAGGUUUCAUUGCGUCGAGCUGGGUGAAAAUUGCUGAGUGAAAUUCCCGAGUGGAAUUCCGCGCGAUAAUGAUCGAGUGUUUAAACUAAAAAUUCGAUUUGGUGAUUGUGCCUGGGCACAAGGGUAAAUACUGGCGAUUUAAAACGUUUGGUUAACUUUCAAAUAACUGUCAGCUGUCACUGUUAUUGCUAUUGCUAUUGUAAAUAUGUCUGAUGAUGGGCUCAGUGACUAUUUUGAGGAACCUUCCAUGGAAAUUCAAAUCAAAACUUUAAUGGGCACAUCUUUUGAUAUGAAGGUCUCCUCCACAGACACUAUUGGCGACAUCAAAAGGAAAAUUUUUCGUGUUGAAGGAAUACCGAUCUACCAACAGAACCUGAUCUUCCAAUCGAAGGAGCUGAAAGACACGUUCCGCAUCUGUGACGCCGGCAUCCGCAACGGCUCAACGAUCUCUCUGGUGGUGUCGAUGCGCGGCGGUCCGAUCUCGACUCGUCGCUUGUCCGUCGCCUGCGAUCACCAUCUCGUUCUUAAAGAACUGAAGGAGUUAUUGGAGAGCACCCGCGAAGAGCUCGGCGAGAAACUGUCGCCGGGUUCGAAAGUUUCUGUGCUCGUAUUCAAGGAGGGCGACAUAAUCAAUUUGCUGCGCGUGAUCGAGAACGAGGACGGUUCGUACAGUCCGUACAGUGAAAAACCAAUCUCACCGCCGGCUAAGAGACAUCGUCACUACCAUCAUCAUAGGCACCACCAUCACUCCAAGGAUCACAACCAUCAUCACCAUCAUCAACAGUCGCAGCCGUGCUCGAGCGGGAUUCGGUCCAGGGUCAGUGGCGUCUUCGAUCGGCUGGCCGAGGAUGAAACGAUGUCGAAUAAGAUCGACAGUCUCCGCAAGAAAAUGGAAGAGCUGAACCUUAAGAAGCAAAUGCGAACAGCUAAACCGGCUAAAUCUGCGACCACAAACGAUGAUCAGACCCCUUCCAAAAGCAAUCCUAAAUCCGACACUAAUUCCUCCUCAUCCACAGUCACAACCGGAUUAAAAGAAGCUGAAAAGGAACAAAAGGAUGUGGACGAACUCGAGGCGAUCAUGUUCGGCGAGAUUGCCGCCGUCGACCUCUCGCAAGCGAACAAGAAGUUUAAAUUCUUGAACGAGUGCGCCGCUAAAAUGUUGGACGACGUCGAUCUGACCAUAUUCGAGAAGAGUUUUGAGGAGGACGUCUCUGAAACCGAGGAGAUCGCUCUCAAAGAUAAACAUAGGACAAAGGCACGGCUCGCGAAACAGCCGUUAAAAAAAUCAUUGUACAGCGAGAGCGGCGGCGAGUUGUCGCAUUCUCGCCAAAACUACGCACGCAUCCACAAGAAAACCAAGGAACUACGAUUGGGCGGCGUAGGUGAUGGUCGUACGCGCGAACGCAGACCAACAACCCCUCCACUUAGCCUAGACGCCACCGCUAAACCGUUCGAACCUCAACCUUCCCUGACAUUGCCAACGGACGAGAAGACCCUCGAAGAAGGUGACGAAAUGAAAUUACCACCCUUUGGGGAAUCUCUAACUGUGUCGGCAAGGAAUAGGGUACAUUUAACUAGACUUGUGCUGUCCGAUGGCGUUGAACGUCCGAAAAGCAGCCCAGAUAGUAUAGAAUUGGAGGAGAAUGCACAGGAUUUGUGGGAGAUACACGAACCGGCGACCGAACGGUUGAAGCAUAGCGCCACAUGCAAAGUGGGUGGACUUUUGAAGCAGCGUCGUCAGAGCGUCGACUACGGUUUCACCGAAGGUUUGGACAAUCCCACCAACGUUAACAACGGUAUUGAUUAUUGCAAAAACUCGUCUGACUUUGAGGUAUGCUCCGGAUACAACUAUCACAUGCCGCCGUUCGUGUCGUCGCCGAGCGCGAUACCGCCUCAGUACGCGCCCAAGGAUCAAGGUCUAUGCGACUACUACUUCAGCAGUAACCGGUCACCUUUGUACGGCAGGAAGAGUAAAACGACAUCUGGUGGACAGGAGGAUGUGCACCACGUGCCUGGUGGUCCCCUGCCCGAGCUUAACAACGACAAGUUCAACUUUUUGGGCGAGUGUAGCAGCAUCCAGCGACUGAAAAACGACGAGUUCAGUGACAGUUUGUUUUCCGCGUGCGACGAUAUCGACAUUGGUCUGUACGGUUAUUAUAAUUUAGGGUGCACGACGGAGACAGCCGGUGACAAGCCGACGCAAGAGCAGAAGGACGAGAAGGAGGCCGUCAAGCUACCGCCAGUCGUCAAAAAGAAAUCUCGUUGCGGCGAGUGCAACAAGAAAUUGAACAUAACGAACAUAUAUAAUUGCCGUUGUGGUAAGAUAUUCUGUUCGCAACACCGGUACUCGGAGGUGCAUCGGUGCAGCUACGAUUACAAAAUGGAAGGUAAGAAGAUCCUGGAGCAGCAGAACCCACGCGUCACCGCGGAAAAGGUCUCUAGGAUAUAAAAUGGAAAAAGCAGUGCCUAACUAUUGUAUAAUUUUCAACUAAUGCUGUAUGUCGAUAAAAUAUAUUUAUAUUUACACUGUC
Aethina tumida (small hive beetle) is the source of this 2801-nucleotide messenger RNA. RefSeq lists its product as uncharacterized. The record is from RefSeq and is a predicted model, not a curated record. The transcript is spliced from 7 exons. Lineage: Eukaryota; Metazoa; Arthropoda; Insecta; Coleoptera; Nitidulidae. Gene Ontology annotation, molecular function: zinc ion binding; protein binding. The coding region runs from base 476 to 2719 and encodes 747 amino acids.